Molecule: messenger RNA, 1008 nt
Organism: Drosophila elegans
Lineage: Eukaryota; Metazoa; Arthropoda; Insecta; Diptera; Drosophilidae
Exons: 2
Coding region: 113-901 (262 amino acids)
Source: RefSeq, a predicted model, not a curated record
CAACUCCAUGCUGAACGUUCACAGAACACUCACAUCCGGUCCGGAUUUUUGGGAAAAACUUUUGGAAAAAUUGGGUGUUUUUUUUUUUAGCAACAUUUAAAGACGAAUAACUAUGAGUUGCUGCGGCUGUGGAACCCAGAAGCCGGGCUGUUGUGAGUGUGCACCUGGUUUAAGAUUGGAGAAGACACCACAGACACCCUUCUUCGAUACGCUGGGUCCGUACCCGGAUGAGGUUAUCAUGACAAUGCUGGAUCGCAUCCUCUACCUGUCGGGUGCUACGAAAAUAAUUCCCAUGCUGAAUCUAGCGGGAUCGAGUUCAGCUGAGAAGACAAAAUCCUGUACGCCACCACUUACCUGCACCACGAGCGCCAUCAGCACUUGUUCUUCGUCCUCGGCCUGGAGGACCUGCUGCUCCAAGCCGUCGAGUAGUUGUUGCACCAAAGCACCGAGCACCUGCAGGCAAAAGUUUUCCCCAGUGCCCUGCAGCGGCAAAUCAUCCUGCAUCAAGUCCUCGAGUCGUCUAAGUGCCACAACCUGUUGCCCCCGACAACGUACUCCCAGGGUGGAUUUCGAUCAUCCUGCCGAGGAUAUCCCGAUGCGAAAGAAGGCGGGCAGUGACACGGUCGAGGAGCAUUUCAAACGAUCAAUUUCCGAGACCUCGUUGGCCUGUCAGCAUCUGAAAACCAAGCUUACAUGCCAGGAAUCGCCGAAACGCAAGGAACAGAAGUGGUUGUGGACUCGUUUGAUUCCUGCCAACAAUGGCUGCAUGGUGUACGAGGUCUACAAGGACUCGGAUGCGGAAAAAUCGCCCUCUGGGAUCGGAUCGGAGGCACCCAUCAUUCUCUUCCUGGUCAUGCCAAAUGGUUACAUAAUGCCCUUUGAAUCGACUUGUAAUCCUUGAAGCGGUAGUGUUUGUAUUAAUUGUAUGCACUUUGUAUACUUUUCGAAUUGUGUUGUCAUGUAAUUUAUAUUACAAAAAAAAAUUAAAAUUAAAUUAAAAAACUUUAA